Molecule: messenger RNA, 384 nt
Organism: Rubroshorea leprosula
Lineage: Eukaryota; Viridiplantae; Streptophyta; Magnoliopsida; Malvales; Dipterocarpaceae
Source: the annotation of a GenBank genome assembly
AAGAGUCUCCUCUGCCGGGGGAUGAAGUGAUGCUCCGGGCUCUGACUGCCGUGUUUGGGAUGGAUCAAAACAACGGUACAAUAAAGAAGGAGAAGGCGUGUCAGGUGGUGGAGAAGCUUGGGUUGGUGCUAGGUGAGGAGGAGAAGAUCAUGUUUGACUUGCCCGGCGGUGGGUUGGAAGAUGAAAUGCCGGACGGAAAUGGGUUUAUUGAUGCCAAGGGGCUGAAGAGGGUGCUGCAAUGCUUGGGGAUGGACAAUGGGUGGGACAUGGGUGAGAUUGAAAAGAUGUUGAAGGUUGUGGACUUGCAUCUUGAUGGGAAAGUAGAUUUUGCUGAGUUUGAAGUGAUGAUGAGAUAAAUUUAACGUAUAAAUUUCUCCUAUCUAA